This is a messenger RNA of Phaeoacremonium minimum UCRPA7, 1668 nucleotides long. RefSeq names its product putative -dichlorophenol 6- protein. The record is from RefSeq and is a predicted model, not a curated record. The transcript is spliced from 6 exons. Gene Ontology annotation, molecular function: FAD binding. The coding region runs from base 1 to 1668 and encodes 555 amino acids. NCBI's taxonomy places the organism in Eukaryota, Fungi, Ascomycota, Sordariomycetes, Togniniales, Togniniaceae.
AUGGUCAGGAUGGCUGUCGACGAUAAAGUCGCUGAGUACGACGUGGUGAUUGUGGGUGGAGGGCCGGUCGGCCUGCUGAUGGCAUAUCAACUAAAACGAUUUGGGGUCUCUGUCUGUGUAUUCGAGCAGACUACGGAGCAGCUCGACCAGCUGGAUCUAAUAGAACCCAUGCUGCAGCUCGGAUUUGCCUGCCGAACAAGCGUCACAUACAAGGAUGGACAAAGAGUUAUACCCGGCAGAGUGUGGACGUUUAUGGAGAACAUUAGUGACACCACUUAUGAUUUUGCUCUCGUUCUACGUCAAAUGUACACAGAGGCCAUACUUCGUGAGAAGCUCGAAUCAGUUGGCGGCUUUUAUUAUCAAGAGACUCAAUGUAUCGAUUUCGAGGUCGAUGAGUCGGCGCCUCUUGGCACACAUAAAGUAACAUCCACGUUUAAAGACCUCAAGACACAGAAGAUCUUCAAGUUGAAAAGCAAGUAUAUUGUUGGCGCAGAUGGUGGUCGCAGUUUCGUCCGCAGACACGCUGGUAUACCCUUUGAUGGCGAUACGUCCGAGGAUAAGUGGAUUCGUAUUGACGGCAUCGUGGAGACUGAUAUGCCUCUCAAUCGAUCCUAUGGUGCUAUUGAAAGUAAAACGCACGGUAAUGUCUUGUGGGCGCCGCUUGACCAUGGUGCCACACGUAUUGGAUACGCAUUCAGUCCUGAAAUUGCUGCCAAAUAUCCAGAGGGUGUGACGGAGGAGGUCGCCGUGAAAGAAGCCCUUGAGAGUAUGAAGCCGUUCAAUGUAAAGUUCAAGGAAGUUCAUUGGUGGACAUUAUACACGAUUGGACAGCGCAUGGCCCGAGGGUUCUCAACCAAAGAGUGUGUAUUUAUCUGCGGCGAUGCCGCCCAUACACACAGCAGUGGUGCGGCUCAAGGCCUAAACACAGGAACACACGAUGCCGUGAACUUGGGCUGGAAACUCGCCCUGCAGAUCCGUGGCAUCACUCAAGACGACGUUUUGAAGACAUACUCCACCGAGCGUAUGACGGCCGUGCAACAACUUAUCGACUAUGACAAGGACAUUGCCAUGCUUAUGUCACAUAAGUGGCCCGCCUGGUACAAGGGAGACCCGAGUGCCGACCCGUACCUCGCUCUCGGCGAGCUGUUUGAGAGAGCAGCGCCAUUCAAUACAGGACUUGGAAUCAAAUAUUCCCCCAACAUUCUUAAUCAGACAUCGAGCUUGGAAUUGGCGGUGGUACCUGGCAGUCGUCCCCCGGACGUCGAGCUCACCAUGCCGGGUACUAACCAGAAGAUCCGAUUCCAGCGCGUCACCCGCAAUCUCGCCAAGUUUUGGGUUGUUGUCCUUACAGGCAACGUCAAUGCAACACGGUCAUCGAUAAAGGCACUAGAACAAUACUUGGAGUUAAAUAAGAGUCUCAAGACACAUCAGACCAUCGGUUGGAUCACAGUCAGCCCCGUUGUUGGCUGCUCCCCAUACGAGGCGAUUGGCACAAGGCCUUUUGGCAACACCUACUUCGACCCUACAAGUACAGCACAUGAUAAGUUCGGAAUCAACAUGGAAAAAGGUGGCGCUAUCAUCCUUCGACCGGAUGGUCUGGUAGGAUCGGGAGGUCCAAUUGAUGGGGCAUGGAUUCAGGAGUACUUCGCUAGGAUUUUCAAACUAUGA